GCAGCGCCGGUGGCCGCGCUCCUCUUCCGCCUCCGCGGAGCCCAGGGCCCUGGCUCCGCCUCUGCGCGCUGACCGACUUCCCCGUCCGGCGGCGCCGGGAUCGGAGCAAAGACCAAUAACAAGCUCCUGCUUUUCCAGGGAGUGCUGCGCAUCUGUCAGAAGAGAUGCACUAACACCGUGACUGAAGAGAAGCAGCCAUCUACUAUUCCCCAGCUGAGGCCAGGACUGAUUCUCUGCUGGUGCUGCCCCAAACACUGCUUUCAAGUGAAGAGCCGCUUUCUGUCAACACAUCAUUUUGGGUUUUGGCUGAAGAAAAAGAAAUCACAAAAAGAUGGACUGGAAUGUAAGACCACCCCAGAACGCUGAUGCAAAGAAGAACCUGCAAAGCGAAGGAGCAUGUUACACUCAGUUGUUUUCUAAUGCACAUGCUUAUCCUCAGACAAAUGCCUGUUUAUCUAAAAAUGCAUGCACUUAUGCUGGAAAUAACCAAAGGGUGUAUCUGCCAACUAGUAAUGUUACCUUCCCUCCUGUGAAUGCUGAAGGAUUCAGAACUUCAGAUCAGGCUUUACCAAGAGUAUCUGUAGCUGAUAAUGAUUUUUUAAAAUCUAAAUACGCAGUGGAUCGAAGCUCACUGUCCUGUGUACCAAUUGCUCCAAAACCAUCUAAUGGGUGGGCAGAGAUGUCUCAGGCAUCUCAGACUUCUUGGCCAAACUCUAAUGCCUACAUUUAUUCACAUAGAAAGGUACCUCCCCUGUCUUCUCAAAUUAACACUGGAAAUAACAUGAGGAAUGUACUUCGAGAACCUCAGUAUGUCAUCACAAACAGUUACUCUGUACCACAGCAUAGUUCUAUGACAACUACAAUAUUAGGUCAAAGUAACAUUAAUUCCCCAAAUAAUUCUGUGCCUCUUGGUAUAUCUGGGCAACAUGUUCAAACCCAAAUAUAUAAUCCCAACACUCAGUUUAAAGUUUUACACUCAGUGAAUCAAAACACUGAAGUAAAUGUACCACUGCUACAAUAUCUACCAAGUCAGAUGGCAUCAGAAGCUUCUAGCAGAUGUUCUGCACCAUCUUUUUUACCUGCCAACUGUGAUUCAAGAGCUGCAGUACAACCUUCAAUAGGUGUACCACAGGCGGGUCAGAAUGUGCCCAAUGGAUACACCGUUAGCCAACAGAGGUGCCCACCAGACCUAACAAAUGCGUCUGGUUUUAACAGUGUUCAGCAAAACUGUCAGAAACAGCAAUUUGGAGAAGUCAGUCAGUCAUUUAUGCAUGUCUCUAAUUCAAGUGGAAAUGUGACAGCACAUCACCCUUUUAAUGAAAUAUCUGUGCCAUCUCCUAGCAUUUCCAAAGAACUGUAUGAUACAGUGCAAGAACUUCCUUCAGUGGCUGCUUCAAAGCCACUGAGUGAUCCUGCUCAAGUUCAAGAAACUCAGACUAGUAAUUCAAUGAAUGGACCUGUUAAUUCUCAAAUUUCUUCAGUAGCAGCAGGUGGAAAAACACUUACAAGGCACAAACUAGCCUGGGAAGCUCAAAGGCUACUUGAUAUUAAAAAAAAAUUUGCCCUGCUUGAAAAGAUGCAUCGCUAUAAAAGAAGACUCUUAGCAGCUUCAGAACAUGACAAAAGCAUUCUGCCACUUCCUUCAAGUUACAAAGAUACUCCUGAUAAUCGUCUUCCACAGGUACCUAACCAAAAUGUACCAUCUUCCCCAUCUGAAACAGCAAGGACAGAGAGUCUAGUACUUAACUCUUCGGCUGAAGAAAGAAACGGCAAAUACGUAGCCAGUGCUGAAAACAGCGGGUUAAUGGUGACUCAGACUAACCUUCAAGUGGAGCACACAAGCCUUUCAUCAAGCUGUGCUUCUGUUCCUUCCCAGAGCAAACUCCCAGCUCAUUUCAAUAAUCCUGAGAGCACUUCUAUCUCAGAACAAAGGGUUCCAUAUGCUUUGGCUUCCUCUCAGAAAAAGGUGACAUCCUUGAACAGUGCUUCAUGUUUUAGUCAAGCAGAUAGCUCUAUCAAAAUUGCAUCAAAAAGUGUGCCAGCUAGCCCCAAGAACUCCUCAUUUUUUCAGUUUGUAUUGAGCAGCACAAAUGUAUUGAAAGAGAAGACAGCUGGUGCUACUGCCGAUAAAAUAUUGACUGAUCUCCUGUGCAGUGAAAAAUCAGUGGUAGAUACAUCUGUCUCAGGUGGAAGCUUAGUGGAAGGCACUAGUGAGAAGAACGUAGAAAGUUUGAAGGGUGAGCAGGCAUUUACGGUUCACACAAACUCUUCUGUAUCAGAAAAAAGGGAAUCUGGUGAAGGUAAGCUCCAGAGUGAUGUAGCUCAGAGGAAGACCCCAUUCACUGAAAAUACAUCUUUUAAUCAGAGCAAUUAUAGUUACUCUGUGGAAGAGCUAACUGCAUGUCUAAGCUUGUGGAGAAAGCAUCUGUCAGAACCUGCAAGUGUGCAGAACAACCAGUCAAGUGAAAGUCUCACAGCAAAUCAGAUUUCAUCUUACAGCCAAAACAACACAAAAACCAGAGGACAAAGUAAUAUUCUGGUUAGUACAGCUGAAGCAGUUUUGCCUAUAACAACAGCUUCUGUAGGACAAAAUAUUGAUACAUUGAGUUGCAAUUCAAUAAAAAGUUUUGAACUCCAAGUUGCAGUUGUCUCUCCUUUAGUACUUUCUGAGCAGAGAACACAGAGUGAUCAGGCAGACAAACGUCCAACAUCUGCAGGUAAAACCUAUCCAGUGAUCGCCCCAGGAAGUACAUGUAGUUUGCAAAAGGAGGGGAAAAAUAGUAUAAGUGUGGCAAAUACCAAUGAAGAAACAGCAGAAACUGUUCAGUUGUCACCCAGGGACUGUGUUCUGGUACAGAAAGCGGACUCACAUUUGCAACAGACCAAACCAGCUGAUGAUAACAGAAUAGUAAAAAACAGUGUGAGUGCAAAUAAUGCAUAUGAUGAAAAACAAACGAAAGUUAAUCAGUCUGCACAAGAUGCCAGAGAAACUCUGCAGCUUGAAUUACGAAACAAGCCUUCUCUUCCUGAAUUGGAGACAAAUGUUUCUAGUCAAAUCUUUCAAGAAGGUAGAGGAGAUGGUAAAGACAAGGAAGCUGUGUUAGAAGAACAGACAUUUUGUAUUUCUAGCGUCUGUUCUCUUGUUGAAGGUGAUACGUUUUAUAAUCCACAGAUAGCAAGUAUCUUCAGGUCAAUUCCUGAGGCACAUGCAUUGAAUGGUGCCUCAUCAGAAGGAAAUGCAUCUAACUCAAGGCAAAAGGAGCAACAGCUGGACUUGCAUCAAAAUGAGCUGAGCAGUAAGACUCCCCAAAGAGAGAGCUUGCUGCAAAAGAUGUUGGAAGAAUCACCAAGUAGCAUGAGUAAAGUAAGUAAGAUUUUGGAUGGAGUCCCAACUGAUCAUUUGGAGAAAGAAUGCAGCAGCAACCCUCAUAAAACAAUUUCUACCUCAGAACAAAAAAUGUCGUUCAAUGCCUCUUUUAAGCAUCCUGAAAAUGACUUUGAAAUUCUUGCUAGCAUAAACCAGGAGUUAGCUAAAAAUUCACUAGAUUUCUCAGUCAGCAUAACUGCUGAAACAAAUGCAUCUACUAUUCCAAGAGUUAACAGUAAACAAAAUUACAUGUCCAGUAAAAAUUGCACUGAAAAAGACAGGAACCUUUUUGGAGCAGAACCCAUUAACUGUCUAAACAAUCAGCUCUCUGAACUAAUGAAAGAAUUUCCAUAUGGCAUUGUAGGUGCUGAUAUGCUAACAAAAGAACUACUACAAAAAGAUGCUCUGGCUGAGCAAACAGAGAAUCAACCUCAAAAAGAGAAUCCAACUUGUGACAAGAGUUCUCCUUUGAAGGACCCAGUAGCUCAGAUAAAAAUUGCAGUGUUAAGCUCUGAUCAGAUGAAAGAAGUGUUUCCUGAACACAACCAGUGUUCCUCUAAUGACAGCAAGAGCCUAGAGUGUCAACAGUCAGUAGAGUCUUCAGCAGAGAUGGAGAACCUUGAAGGCAGUAUUCAACCGACUCAGAGUCCAUGUGAGAAGGAAGAAACAACACAAAAAACCUCCAACCCCAGAAAUAAUAAGGAUUGUUCUUUAAUGGAUUUGCUGUCUGAAGCAUGUAAAACGCCACAGAGCCCCUCUACAUUUGCAACAUCUGUUUCAGAGAAAAAUUCUGAUCAGCUUUCCAAAGCUGAAAAUACUAGCACUGCAGAGAGACAAGAAAACAGCAGUAAAUCUGAUGCUGUAAUGAAAAACAACUGUGCAGUGGGAAACCUGGCAAUUCCUGAAAAAAUCCCAGACAGUGUCAGUGAAAAUAAAAAAGUUAUUUGCAAAUACACCUCUGUAGCAAACAAAAAACCUAAGCUAAAGGUGAAUAAUGAACCAGUUACAACACAACAGGAAAAAAGUAAACCACUGAAUUUCUCUGGAAACCAUGAUGUUGAUAAAUCUAAAAGGAGCAGCUGGAAGGAGGAGAUGCAGAUCAAUGGUGGAGCCCCACUGUUAGGCAAAGAAUUUCAUUCUGACAAAAAAGAACAUCAGGCAGUAUCAGAAGAGUUGUCAGAGAAAGCUGGUUGUACAGAUGCAGACAAGAUGACAAAGGCAUCCAAAAAGAAAAAGAGAGUUUUCAAAAUGGAAUCCCUUUCAAAAGAUAAAACCAAAACAGGUUUGACCAUGAAAUCCAAAACAGACAUUCGCAAAUUUAUGAAGUCAGAAACUGUUGAAAUUAAGCACACUGAUGUCAAUCAAGGACAAAAAAUUAAAACCUGUGAAGAGAACUCAGCUGAAGAACAGAACUGCAGGAAACAAAAGGAGUUACUUGGGCAAGAGGUAGGAAUUAAAAUCAAAGAGAAAGCCAAAUUGUCAGCAGAAAUAAAACAUAAAAAGCUGAAUAGUUAUCAUGCUGAUGCUAUAAAAUUUCCAAAUGUUGGCACUGUAGACUUAAAGGCCAGAAAACACAAAUGUUCCCAGCAUAAAUCUAUGAAAGUUCAUUCUUCACAGGAGCAGUCACACAUGCGGAAGAGGAAGGAAAAUAUGAUCAGCAAGAGAGACCCUAAGAAAACAAAGGUGGAAGAGGAAAGACCAAAACAAUCUGAAGAAAACAAUUCCAAGCAGCUUUCACAUAAUUGCUUGUUAAAUACUGACAAAGCUAAAAAACUGAAUGGAGAAAAUGGCUGGAAACCGAAGAGUUCCUUAGCAGAUCGCUCUGUGCUUAAACUACAGAGAAAAAGAGCUCGAUCUUCUACCAUGUCUAAAACCUACUUUUCUAACAAAGAGAGACGUCUUGAUGGUCAAAACAAAGACAAAUGCUCUGAGAAAACAUUUCCUGAUAAAAACCUGCUAUACUUAAAUAGAAGACAUAACAGAUUAAAAUUACACCUUCAAAAGGAGCCAAAAAAACACUAUUUGAACAGAGUUGCAUUUAAACGUAUGGCACAGGAACGUAUAUAUCUGACAAAAUUGGAGACAUCACCUGUCCGGUCCACCUGGCAUAUGAAGCCCAAAGUGUCACAAAACAGCCCAGGUGCAAAACGAGAUGCAUCUGUCUCAGAAGCUGAAAAAUCAUGCAAACCAGAAGUACUUGAAUUUAAGCUGUGUCCGGAGAUACUGUUCAGAAAUCCAACCACUGAUAAAGAAAGCUUAGCUGCAAAGGAUUCCCUGGAAAGAGAGAAAGCCACUGUGGCAGGUGUAAAGAGUAAAAAAGAAGAUUGGUUAAAGUAUGAUCCAGUGAAGCAAAAAAAGCUGGAUGGAAUCUCUACAGCUGAGGACAGUAUUCCACUUGAUACAGCUAUACAGAUCCUGGAUGGAGAUGGUGAGGCACUUCACAUUCCAAUCAAAGACUCAAAAGAGAUGUUUCAGACCUACAGGAAAAUGUACCUGGAAAAAAAGAUGCAAAAGCCUUGAUAGCACUCCUGUAUCAUAGAUUCUAUUCAGUAUCACUGGGAAAAAAAAAAACAACAACACUAAAAUGCUUGUUCCUGUUUACUUAAUUUUUCUUUAUUUCUGAAUAGCUGUAAAAAAAUAAAAUAUUUUUUUAUGUUGGCAACUUUUGUCCCAUUUGCCUCAUAUUUGUGAAUUAUUGAAAUCUUACUCUCUAUAUAUUGCACAAAUAAGCUCUGGUGCUGAAAAUGCCAUUGUCAAAUAUAUUGUUUCUUUUUGGCAUGUUUGAAUUUCAUUAUACUUUUUAAGAUAGAGUACUUAGUAGAAUCGUGACCAAAAAAACCUCCCAACUCAUUUAAAUUGUCUUAGUCUGUUUUGUUUUCUGAGUCCAGAAAACAUCUACUUGUGUUACUUUCCAUUGCUGGCAGUGGAAAAAUAUUCUGACUGGAAAGGAAUUGCAGUGUGAUCCCAAGCAUUUAUUUUCUACAUAUGCUAGUCUGCUUGUUGUGCUUCUAACAAGUCUUUCUAUUUUUGUGGAAAAAAAUAUUUUAUUUUUUAACUGGGAAUACAAAUAUAAAACCCUCAAACAUACAGAUCAGGGGAUACCAUGAAGUGUUUAUGCUGCUACCCAGUUUUCUUACGUUUCUUACGUUUCUUUUUGUAGAACUUGUACAAAUUGAAUUCUGAGUUCUUCAUCUGGAGACAAUGCUGUAAACUCAUAGCUGACUGAAGACUUCUCUUGUUUUGCUCUCUUUCUGCUUUCUUUACACUUGAAAGAAGAAUGAGAUUGUUGAAGUGCAGGGAGUUUGAAUUCACUCUUGUCUGGACUAUGUUGCUCACUUUAACCAGACUAAUUACUUUCUUCAUAUAUGAAGUUGUAGAUAAUCUUUGACUACAUGUUCACUGUGACAUAAGCGUUCUGUUUGUUGCUGGUUAUGUUUUGUUUAAGUGCCUUUUCAUUGUUGUUCAGAAUUUUUAACUGAAUCGUAUUUUUUAAAGAAGAGUUGAUACUUAAUUCUUUCUAUCUGUUUAAACCUUAAUACUGAAAGUAAAAACUGUAGAUAUUUCACUGAAUGCUUUUUGUACUUGAAAUAAACUUUGGAAGGCUA
Apus apus (common swift) is the source of this 6972-nucleotide messenger RNA. It is a transcript of the gene RESF1, whose product is annotated as retroelement silencing factor 1. The record is from RefSeq and is a predicted model, not a curated record. The transcript has 6 exons. The coding region runs from base 332 to 5887 and encodes 1851 amino acids. Gene Ontology annotation, molecular function: histone methyltransferase binding. NCBI's taxonomy places the organism in Eukaryota, Metazoa, Chordata, Aves, Apodiformes, Apodidae. Gene Ontology annotation, cellular component: nucleus.